Molecule: messenger RNA, 1077 nt
Organism: Torulaspora globosa
Lineage: Eukaryota; Fungi; Ascomycota; Saccharomycetes; Saccharomycetales; Saccharomycetaceae
Gene: OPY2
Product: Opy2p
Exons: 1
Coding region: 1-1077 (358 amino acids)
Source: RefSeq, a predicted model, not a curated record
AUGAGUGUGGCUAGUAUAUCGAGCAGCGGUGACGGGACUUCGUAUUCUGUGGUGAGCUCGACCGGGCUGGUCCUUGCCGAUUCGAGUACGUCGAGUUGUGUGGAGUGCGGGACUCCCCCGCCAUGUCCGCAGUGUGCUAGCGAUGAGUACUGUCUUCAGACCGAACAGACGUGUUCGGAGUGCUCUACUACUCGCUGUGUCAAGAAGAACGGGUCGUCGACCAGCAGUCUGAACGGCUCCGGGAACCAGUCCGGUGGCGCGAACGGGAAAGUGGUCGGUGGUGUUGUUGGGGGCGUUGUCGGGGGCGUUGUGGUGCUGGCAGCGUUGCUGCUAUUCUUUCUGUACCACAGAUAUUGGAAAAAGGCACUCCGCGAGAGAGCGGAGGCCGCCAAGGCCGGCACCGGCUCGUACUUCAUGGAUGACAACGAGAUGGGCGAUGCUGACGACUUCACAGACAGCGAGAGCGAAGAAGAGGACCUGCUGAGCGAAAACAGACGUCGCUCGCAUCACCCGCACGCGGUGGACCGCGAAACCUUCGCUGCGAAGGGCCCACCGGGAGCAGAUCACUCCGACAGGCACAGCACCGUGACAGUGCAGACCAGGGCGUCCAACAUUCUGCCCAUUGCGUACAUCCCCGGCGUCACCAGCGGCGGCGCGGGAGGCUCGCGAGCCUCCCGCCUGUUCCGCGGCCUGAACACCUCCAAUCUGAACACUGCCGGCGACAUGAGGUCCCACAUCACUCUCGGCUCGUCCAUCCUAGGCGGCAUCGAAGACGAAGAGGAGCAAGCGGACCACGACACCAAGAAGGAACCCCAACGCAACCGCUCGCAAGACAACCUGACAACAGCCAUCAGAGCCAGACCAAAACUGGUCCAAAUACAGGAAGAAGAAAUACCGGAGAAACCGAGUCAAGACCACACUACAAACGCCGACAGCCAGCGCCCGGAACAAGCAAGUUCGGAAGACGACGACAACGGCAGUUUCAUCCUCGAUGUCGCCAUCGGCGACACCAAGAGAUCAUCGCCCACCGCGAGCCACGCCUCUUCACCCUUCGAAGACAAGUACCAGAUACCAUAA